Messenger RNA from Scophthalmus maximus (turbot), 3031 nucleotides. It is a transcript of the gene syne2a, whose product is annotated as spectrin repeat containing, nuclear envelope 2a. Gene Ontology annotation, molecular function: actin filament binding. Gene Ontology annotation, cellular component: nuclear outer membrane; meiotic nuclear membrane microtubule tethering complex; cytoplasm. NCBI's taxonomy places the organism in Eukaryota, Metazoa, Chordata, Actinopteri, Pleuronectiformes, Scophthalmidae. The record is from RefSeq and is a predicted model, not a curated record. Gene Ontology annotation, biological process: nuclear migration. The transcript has 23 exons. Bases 263 to 3031 code for a protein of 922 amino acids.
CUCCGGUGACAGCCCCCGGUCCGUCCUGCAGCUCCGCGGACUCCAGAUCUGUCAGAGCGUCGCUUCAGGUUUCACCUCCACAGACCCGCUACAGGACAGAGCCACCGACCCGCUACAGGACAGAGCCACCGACCCGCUCACAGAAGCACCGGUCACUCGGACCUGCGUCUUGUGUCUUCAUCAGGAACAACGACGACGCGACGCGACCCGCUCCUCGCUGCACAGCUCUGCCAUGCUGCCUGGAGGCCAGCGGUGAGAGAACAUGUCGUCAGACUUCUGCUCCAGCGAUGGUCUGGUGGAGAGGGGCUCCAUCCCCCUGGACAUCGACAAUGUCCACAUGCUCCUGCAGGUGGAACAAGAGCAGAUCCAGAAGAGGACCUUCACUAACUGGGUCAACGCUCAGCUGGGAAAGCGGAGGCCACCAUGUCUGGUCGUGGAUCUGUUCAACGACUUCUGCGACGGCUCCAAGCUGCUGGACCUGCUGGAGGUGAUGAGCGGCCAGCGCAUCAGUCGGGAGCGAGGCCGGGGAAUGUUUCAGCACAGGAGCAACAUCGAGAAGGCCCUCGCCUUCCUGAAGAAGAAAUCGAUCAAACUGGUCAACAUAAACAUUCCUGACAUCAUCGACGGGAAACCGUCCAUCAUCCUGGGCCUCAUAUGGACGAUCAUCCUACAGUAUCACAUCGAGGAGUUGGCCAGCAGCCUCUCGUUUGACUCGCGUCAGUCGUCCAUGGAGUCUCUCACCAGUCUGGACUCGCGCUCCACCCUGUCGAGCCGCUCGGCCAGCAGCAGCCCCGUCCAGCCAAGAGCGUCGCCGCUGCACGCCCGCUUCAGGGUGUCCGCCAAGAAGGCCCUGCUGCUGUGGGUCCGGGAGCAGUGUCACAGAGCCGGCUGCUCGAUAAACGUGAAGGACUUCAAGGCGAGCUGGAGGAGCGGCGUGGUGUUCCUGGCGAUCCUGUACGCUCUGCGGCCCGACCUGGUGGACCUGUCCCGGGCCAGAACCAGGAGCAACAGGCAGAACCUGGAGGAGGCGUUCCGCAUCGCAGAGAGGGAGCUGAGGAUCCCCCGGCUGCUGGAACCCGACGAUGUGGACGUUCGAGACCCGGACGAGAAGUCCAUCAUGACCUACGUGGCCCAGUUCCUGCAGUACUCCAGAGACCUGCCGCUGCCCGAGGAAGACAUGCAGACUCAAUAUCUGACUCCUCCGAAAAGUCCCUCUCCCAUCAACCUGCCUCUUCACUACACUCCGGCUAUCUCUGCUUCACCCCUGCGACAGGCAACACCCGACCGUAAGGCACAGGAAGUGACGUGCUGGCUGGCUCAGGCUUACGACGAGCUCCUGGAGGGAUGGGACUCCACCGAGGGCGAGAGCUACUCCGAGAGAUACCACGUGUUCCAGACGUUCCUGGUGUCCUUCAACGAGCAGCGCCGGCCCAUCAUGCCGCUGCUGACGGCGAUGAGACGAAGCCCGAAGCUGAGCGACGAGCAGCGGGCUCUCCGGGAGGCGUGGGACACCCUCACCGAAAAGCUUCGUGAGUACAAAGUGGAGCUGGACAGGAGUCUUCCUCCACCCCUGGAUGCGGUGGCCCGCUGGCUGUUGAGGGCAGAGGGGGCUCUGGCCGAGGAGGAGGGCGACCCCCAGGACCACGGCCGCGCUGCCGACGAGGCCAAGGAGAAACAGGAGCUGCUCAAAGUUUGCCUGGAGGAGAUGCCGCAGCAGGUCAAGACCUUCCAGUCCUUCCAAAACCUGGAUGAGUACGGAAACAUGGUGGUUCCAGCUGACAAGAUGGAGGAGCUAAAGAGGAGGUUCACCGGCGUGAGAGUGACGGCCAAGUACCACGGGAUCAAGCUGGAGUACCGCGAGCACCGGCACACAGUCCUGGAUCUGUUGGGGCAGAUCAGGACCAAACUCCGCGUCUGGAAGAGGCCGUACAUUUCUCCGGAGGCCGUCAGGGUGUUGCUGCAAGAAUGGCAUGAGCUGGUGAACACCCAGGAGCUGACCUCUGUGUUAGAAGCAGCUCUUCAUAAGCUGAAGCAGAUUUCUGAGAAAUAUUCAAGCAAGUCUGCCCUGGCUGCCGAUUAUCAGCACGUCAGUCAGCAGGUGAAGCAGCUGGAGGAGGACACCGCCGUGGUGUUGGAGGAGGUGACUGCGGCCAAGGGCACCAUGGGACGCGUCCUGUCCGCCUGGGACUCGUACAGCGACGGCCUCAGCUCCCUGCAGGCCUGGCUGGAGCAGGGCUCGGCCGCACUGAGCGGCCCAACGGGCCACAGACCAGCGGUGACGUCUGACUCUGUGGCGGAGUGGGGUUCCCGACAGGCCCACCUGAACGAGGUCGGCAACUUCCUGAUCGAGUCCACGGACGCUCAGAGCAGCAGGAGUCUUGCGGAGGAGCUGCGCCGGCUCAACAUGCACUGGGCUGAGUUCGUCAAGAAAAACACCUUCGACAACGUGACUGAGCCCGGUGCUGACGUACAGACCAGAACCCAGGACCCACAGGGGCUGAUCCGAGAAGCUACUCUGAUUCUCAAAGAGCCUCUUGAGACGAUGGCAGGUCCUUUGCGUACCUACAGAAAGAGAAUCCAGAUCAUAAUGAGGAAGCUGAAAGAUGUGGAUGUAGAUACUCUGGCGCCGUCCCCAGAAUGUCCAGCAGAUCAGUUACAGAAACUGAAGCUUGCUCUACCUAACGUGAUGCAGACCCUGCUCGACGCAGAACAGAUGUGUAUGGAGCUGCAGCACAGCGUGUCCGGUCUGGACAGUCGCCUGGCUGAACUCCUGCACUGGGAGACGGAGGCCAGGGAGCUCUACCAGCUGCUGAGGGCCGCAGAGCGGCAACAGCAUCCGCGGGGCCAGGACCCGCGAGCCAGGGUCCUGAUUUCCCGUGGUCUUCAGCUGGAGGGUCAGGUGGUCACAGAGGAACAGGACCUGCAGGUGAUGGUGAUGACAAAUCAGAAGAGCUCUCCCGUCCGGUACCUCCACGCCUCAGCUAUGCAAGACAGAGUGCGAGCGGCUGUUACUCAGUCACAGGCAAGUUGA